CUCACCGCACAGCUGAUCAAAUGUCAAUUGUCAAGAAAAUGGAGUUUUGUUACGCAUAAUAAAUUAUGAUAAAUGUUUCAAUAUGAAAUCAAAAAACAUAAUUCUGAAAAAUUGUCAGGGUUAGAAUGGAAAGCACAACUCCAUUUCAACCUUGGGCUACUGAUGAUAAUUCGAAAAAUGUUAAAACUGAAAGAGAAUUAGUGGAUGACGCGAAACUUCAUCGGGAAAAUGUCAAUCAUCCAAAACAUAGGCAAACUGCGUCUUACGAUAAAGAAAGUGUCGUCGCUCCUAGUGCCGUUCCUGGCCCAUCGAGUGCCACGGGUACCGGUAUUAGUCCAACCGAUGGUAUGGUCUCCAAGAUGGACUCAAGCAAAAUAGCUUCCAUGCAGCAAAUUGUCGAGAACACUCUCAGUCAAGAAGGCAGACAAAGAGUGUCACAGCUGCUAGAGGCAGUGGAGGCCCUGAGUGGAGCGGAGAGACUGUUGCUUUAUCUCCGGCUACCAACUGGCGUACCUCCACAUGACCCUCUUAAGCAGCCUAUAAACCCUUUGGGAUCCAGAGCUGAAUUGCAGCAAACUGUAACUUGGAUACAGACACAUUUGGAAGUUGAUCCUGAUGUCUCAUUGCCUAAGCAGGAUGUUUAUGAUGAAUACAUAGCCCAUUGUAUGAGUAGCAACAUGAAGCCUCUAUCGACUGCUGAUUUUGGUAAAGUAAUGAAACAAGUUUACCCAACCGUUCGUCCACGUCGUCUGGGAACUCGUGGUAAUUCUAGAUACUGUUACGCUGGUCUUCGUAAAAAAGUAAAACUCGAAGUACCGCAGUUACCCGACUUGGAUGAAUCUGCUAAGGAGCCGAGUGGAAUUAUGAAAGAAAGUGAGAGAAUAGUUUGUGAUUGGGCUGAAAAUAAAUUCGGCAUGAAGUUUGUGAAUAUCUCUGAGCUGUCUAGACAUCUCGUGUCUAUGAGCGUCACUCAGCGCGCUCCGCUCGGACCGGCCAGCGCUUCCCCGCCGCCGCUAGUUGCCGCUCACGGCGCCUCGGAAGAAAUAUCGGGUCCGCAGUUAAUGAAACAACAGUUAAAACGAAAAUUACAAACGCAGGGAACCCCCGGUCGACCAAAGAAAAACAAGGGGCAGGAAGUCUCCGGCGAGUCGCCCCCGUCUACCUCCUACGUGAGUCAGCACCAACCUGUGAAACACGAGAGCGAGAUGCUGUCCGAACCGGCGUACGGCUACCAGCCGGCGUACGUGCCCGUGUACGACGUGCGGCCCACCUUCCCGUACAGCGCGCCCCCCCGCGCGCACCCACCGCAUCCCCCCCACGCGCCGCCCGCGCCGCACCCCGCCAUCUCCGUGCACGAGUAUCGCCCCGACCCCUACGUAUUCGAGCCGCCCUACGCGCACCGUGACCUGGCCGUGCCCCCCGACACCGCACACAACGUCCCGAUCAACCUGAGCAGCGACGCGUCUCUGGACCUGUCCACCGAGCGCACCGAGUGGCAGCGGCGCCGGCCGCCGGACCCGCCGACGGCUCGCCUCCCGCUGCCCGGAAAGAAGUUGAUCUUGGAGACGUAUCAGAGCGAGACCCAGGCUAGCUCGCCGCGGUCCUCGCAGACCGACACGCGGUCUGUGAACCAACCCUCUGAAGAAUUUCCGAGAACUGAGUAUUUGCCGAAAAAAAUGAGGGCGGCCGAAAUACUAGGCGGAAAGCUAGCCGCGGCGCGUCAGUCGCUCGUCGGAACCGACCCGGCGUCUUCGUCUACCUCCGUCGCCGUGGAGCCGGUACGUUCUGAGGUUGCUUUUUUAGAGGAUCCAAAAAACUUAACGAGCCGGUCCAAAAGCACCGCCGCGGCGCUGGCCCGGGAGGAACAGGAGGCGGCGAGUCCGACACAGUCGGUGAAGGCUCCGACGCCUAAGUGUGAUCGCAAUAAAAUAAGAAAAUUUUGUGGUCGUACGAAAGGACUAUCUCCAGAUAGAGCGGAACAACACGAACGCUCCGCGACGCCUGAUUCCUGUUGUGGUCUAGACGGAAUAAAUAUUAAAACAGGAAUGAUUUGUGAGGAGAAACAUUCUGAGAUUUUAAAUCGAGAACGUGUAAUCAGCAUUUGUAAUAUUGACAAGCAUGACCUAGAUGAUUAUCUCAAUGAAGGGAACAGCCAGGAGCACGAGGAAGAGCUAUUGCAAUAUUUUCACCACCGAGACACUGAAUACGACGCGACGGCAGAUCCAAACACGGCUGGAAAUCCAGUUACUUUUUUAGAAACAGGUCAGGACCCACACGACGAGCACAGCCAAGGAAAGAAUGAAAAAAUAUCACAGUUGCGUGAAUUACUAGCUAAGAAUUUAAAAAAUCACACACAAGGUGGGUCCACUUCUCAGAACGUAAUCAACAACCAGGAAUCCCAGGAACAUCCCAUAGAUAAGAAACACGAGCCCCAUGUUACAAAAACUACUAUUUCCGAAGGAGCGUUUAAACCAGUCGGUAAUAUUAUCGAAAUAGUAAACGGUACCAGUUUGUCAAAUGAAAAUGACACAGUUGUUAAUAAAAAUUGUGAUACGAUUUCGAAUGAAAAUGGAAUUUCUGUAAAUUGUCCCACGGAAAAUAAUCACAACCAACUAAUAAACUCUGCCGGUUCUCAUCUUUACAACGGCAAUUGCCACAACGAACCUCAAAGUCCAACCACACGGACUCAACAAUACGAUUUCGUACCUAUAUCAGACGGAUGUCAUUCACCUGGGAAUUUUAAUUCGAAAUCACCACUAAGUUUUGGGCACAGAGGGCACAGUCCAUCUAAAACUAAUAAAACCAUAAUAAUGGGUGGAUCAUUGCAAACGUCGCCCAUAUCUCAUAGUACAGCAGCUAGUCCGUUUGUCAGUCCAAGGAAUACACCAGUGCCGAGGUCACGUUAUUGCUCUCGACCAAUACCGAAACAUAACGGAAGAAAAAGGCGUAUUCCCUUAUCACUAGGAGUUAAUGAUCUUUGUUCCAUGCCAUUUGCGAUACCAAAUGAUCAAAAAUUUAUGCUUUCGAAAACAUCCGUAAGUGGGCCUAAUAUUAAAUAUUGCCAACCGAUGUCGGCUCCUCCAUCACCGAACAUUCUUUCAAAUUACAAACAGCAGUUGCUACAAAAUUCAACAGUACCAAACGGUACUAGCAACGUGUGUUUGAACUUUGUACCGAACGCAUUUCGUGAUAACACGAAUGGCGAACUGUCUCAACCUCUAUCAGCAGAUCCAUUGUCGAGUGAGGUCAGUAGAUUUUUUCAAGAACCCGUAGCUAAUUUUAGAUUAGGCCACGACCCUUCAUUUAGAUCACAAUCCGUUCCACUUAAACAAGCACCAAUGAACAUUGGCUUACUGAGCUACAACAACACGCCUGUCGGUUCCGUGCCUCCGACGCCCGUGCCCAAUGAGUUUUGUGAUUUCGGUUCCCUCGCAGACACAUGCGAUAUUUCAAAGGCCGGUCUUAACCCUGAAACUUUAGAUAAGAUAUACGAUGCGAUUGAUAGUAGUAACGAUGUACUUAAUGCCGGACCAACGGCUAACAUUUUGAAUACUAAUGAUACUCUGACGAAUGGUUGUGACUCCUUGCCCGAUCAGCAGAUCCUAACUGAAGAACAGUUAAAUUCCUUUAUACCAAGUGGUGGUGCGCUACUCGAUAGAAAUGCUCAAUUCAGCGAGACUUUUCCCAAUGAUGCGUGUACAAACGUUGAAGAGUUUCUAAAACGAACAAAUCGAAUAGAAUUUGAUUUAACUGAAAUGGUAAAUGAGAAGAGUAAAUAUUAUACUUCGCGAUCAGUACCCAGUACACCGUUGCCGUAUAAACGUACGACUCCAAAUUUGCAAAUUGAUUCUCGUCGUUCCAGAGAAUUAUUUGCCGCUGAGAAUUAUUCUAAUGUUUCCAAUGGUAUAUCUUCAAAGUCUGUACCGUCGACUCCGCAAUUACCUGAGGAUAGGAGUGUUUUUAGCUAUAGUAAUAGAGAUUUCCUUAUCAAUGGAAACUCCGUUGAUAUCUGUACUUCUAAUCAAAUACGAUCCGUCGUAGAAAGUGACCAAGGGUUAGCUUCGCCGCUAGAUAUUUUACGCGAAGACAUUUUAGAUCCCCUUCCCCCAGCUGCCGAUUUGUUAGCAGACCUCGACAAAAUAGAUGGUACCCCGUAUGUUGACCUCUAGUCGGCAAAAUGAUUAUCACCAAUUAGAAAUAAGAUUAGAUUCAAUGUUUUGUACAGUUAGAUAUCGAGUAUUGGAUAUCUUUAUAGAGUACAAUGUCUUUAUGCCUUCAGUGAAGGUAAAAUUAUUUCAAAAUAUAGUUUAAAAUAUGAAUCGCACACUCCCAAAAAUAUGAGUCAAUACAAUGCACCACAAUAAUGUGAUAAGAAUAUUAUAUCUCGAUAAUAGAAUAAGGAAUACUAACAAUGAAUGAGAUUCAGUUGAAAUAUUCAUAAUUUACAUUAAUCAGGUUUUAAAUAUGUCCCUUGAAAUUCAUUAAUAUAAAAAGGCCUAUUCGUAUUAUGAAAGACGUGAGAGUCGAUAUUCGUUAUUGAAUAAUGUAGCCAUUCAGUGCUAUUUCAUUGUUGAAUCAGCAUUCUCGUGAUAUUUAUUUUAUUUAACGGGGCCAAAUUAAGUGUCUGAUUUGAGAAUUAUAGUAGUAUUAAAGAUUCGUGUGAGUAGGACGCUCUAUAUAACACACUUACGCAAUUUAUAGAACGUUAUAGUGAUGAUCCAAGCUCGAAUCGAUAUAUUAUACGAUAAGAGGAAAUGGUCCAAAAGAGCGAA
Messenger RNA from Vanessa tameamea, 4772 nucleotides. RefSeq lists its product as uncharacterized. The record is from RefSeq and is a predicted model, not a curated record. The transcript has 9 exons. Gene Ontology annotation, biological process: regulation of transcription by RNA polymerase II. NCBI's taxonomy places the organism in Eukaryota, Metazoa, Arthropoda, Insecta, Lepidoptera, Nymphalidae. The coding region runs from base 126 to 4169 and encodes 1347 amino acids. Gene Ontology annotation, molecular function: DNA-binding transcription factor activity, RNA polymerase II-specific; RNA polymerase II cis-regulatory region sequence-specific DNA binding.